GGCUGCAGCUGCAAAGAGUCGGUAUGUGUACCUCCGUACUUGUUUGUAUUUAAAGACUCUGUACGUAGAGGAAGAUUUGUGCGCCAUAUAUGCCGGCGAUGUCGACGUCCAUGAUGACCAUGUGUUGAGGGGUUAGUUUGGCUACCUUACUGGUUAAAAACGAUUUGUCGAGGGGGUAGAGAAAGGUAUGGUAGGGAUCUUACGUGGCCACUGCCAAGGCGCACCAUGGUUCUCAGCUACUUGGUAGACUACUCAAGUUGUAGGUAGGUCUCUGGCUCUUUGACAAUCAAGUCUUCAUUAGUAGAGCCCGCGUCCCAUAGGCGCUCUCUUUAUGCAAGCCUCCGGAUUAGACGAGUCAUGAGGCAGGCAAAGGUUCCAAUAUGUUUCCCUCUUGGUUCCCGGACGAGGUAAUGUUCUCAUGGCGACAUCUCAACCUCUCAUGGGUCGAAAGUGGAGAUGCCAAAAUAUUGUCAAACACUCAAAGUACAAGUGCCCUCACACCAAAGCAAUUGGUCGACCAGCAUCCAGUCAGCAAGCGGACGUGCCAUGCUCUUUGACCCUUGGCGAGUCCUCGUGGCAUUGUCAAGAUGGCCGACUUUGCGAAGACGGUGCGGAUGUUCCCCGGUCUUGCGCCUGCAGCUGUGGCUGAGAAUCUGGACAGAACCAUGGAGAGGUAAAUUGAGAAGGAACGAGGAGGAAAUGAAAGGAAACCAAGAAGCAAGGGAAUGAUAGCAUUCUAUCGUUGAUUAAGCUUCUUUCGGAAUCAAACAAAAAAAACCAAUCAGCAGCAGGAAACUCUUAGGGGCUUAGUUUCAGAAUUUUGUCCUGUCAUUGCCCGGAUUCCCCGUCCUUAUCGUCAUCUCCGUUGCCAUUCUCACCUUCAUCUGAUCCGCAAAGAGGAGCGCCUCUCGGGUCUACCAGUGUACAGCAUACGGGACAAGUCGGUUCUUGAUUUCCUUGCCAAGCUCAAAGUCGCAGUACAAAGCCGACUGCUCGUCUUCAUCGGUUCGAGUCAUUGUCUGA
Messenger RNA from Parathielavia appendiculata, 1023 nucleotides. RefSeq lists its product as uncharacterized. The record is from RefSeq and is a predicted model, not a curated record. The transcript is spliced from 2 exons. NCBI's taxonomy places the organism in Eukaryota, Fungi, Ascomycota, Sordariomycetes, Sordariales, Chaetomiaceae. Bases 457 to 729 code for a protein of 90 amino acids.